This is a messenger RNA of Ilyonectria robusta, 1125 nucleotides long. RefSeq names its product xylose isomerase-like protein. Bases 61 to 1083 code for a protein of 340 amino acids. The transcript has a single exon. The record is from RefSeq and is a predicted model, not a curated record. NCBI's taxonomy places the organism in Eukaryota, Fungi, Ascomycota, Sordariomycetes, Hypocreales, Nectriaceae.
GGUCAUUUUACAGUACAGUGACACGAAUUCUGCUGCUCAUCUCCGCUCAAACAUACAAUCAUGAAAUCGUUUCGCCCAGCCAUUAUGUCUGCCUCGCUCGGCCGCGCCUGGUUGCACAGUUUUGAAGAAAAGGCCCGUCAGGCUGCUGUACAUGGAUUCGAAGGAAUCGAGAUCUUCUAUGAGGAUCUGGAGUACUUGGCCAAGAGCCUCCAUGAUACCACGGAGCCAAGUGUGGAUCAGAUUCUCAGCGCCGCCUCGCACAUGCGAAAACUCCUUGAUGAGCUCAAUCUGGAAGUCAUUGGCCUGCAGCCAUUCUUGUUCUACGAAGGUCUCCUCGAUCGCGAACAACACGCUAGACUCAUUGAGAAGAUCAAAGUCUGGUUCAAAAUUGCAAAACUUCUCGGAACCAAUACGAUCCAGAUCCCGGCCAAUUUCCUACCCGCCGAACAGCUGACUGGCGACAUGGAUGUCAUCGUCAGUGACAUGAUCGAGCUCGCAGAUCUCGGCCUGCAAAAAGACCCCCCCAUUCGGUUUGCAUAUGAGAGCCUUUGCUGGAGCACGCAUAUCGACACCUGGGAAAAGUCGUGGGAGGUAGUCCAGAAGGUUGACCGGCCGAAUUUUGGGCUCUGUCUCGACACCUUCAACAUUGCCGGUCGCGUCUGGGCGGAUCCAGCUUCUCCGACGGGAAAGACGCCCAACGCGGACAGCGAAUUGAAAGAUUCUAUCGGUCGGCUAGUACGAGAUGUUGAUCUGAACAAGGUCUUUUACAUCCAAGUUGUGGAUGCCGAGCGGAUGGAGGCCCCGCUUGUCAAAGGCCACCCGUUCCACGUUGACGGAAAUCCGCCACGGAUGAACUGGUCCCGGAAUGCAAGGGCCUUUAUCUAUGAAACUGAUAGGGGUGCAUAUCUACCAGUCGAGGGUAUCGCAAGAGCAUUGAUUGAGGACAUGGGAUAUAAAGGCUUCGUGUCAAUGGAGUUGUUCUCGAGGACAAUGUCAGAGGAAGGGGAGCAUGUCCCAAAAGAGCAUGCUCGUAGAGGGAUUGAGGCGUGGAAGAAGUUUGUUAAGCAGUUGGACUUGAAGUGAAGAGAUAAAGAGGCAGAUCUAAGCAGGAACAUAAUUGACGAG